Molecule: messenger RNA, 4774 nt
Organism: Mesocricetus auratus (golden hamster)
Lineage: Eukaryota; Metazoa; Chordata; Mammalia; Rodentia; Cricetidae
Gene: Wnt7b
Product: Wnt family member 7B
Exons: 4
Coding region: 1641-2846 (401 amino acids)
Biological process (GO): positive regulation of JNK cascade; neuron differentiation; canonical Wnt signaling pathway
Cellular component (GO): extracellular region
Molecular function (GO): cytokine activity; frizzled binding
Source: RefSeq, a predicted model, not a curated record
GAGAUCUCUUUGGAGCAGGCAUCUCACACCACUUCUGGCAGAUGUCUCGAUGAACUCUUACCCUAGAGCAGUCUCUCACCCUCAUCUGAGAGUAGUAGAGUGAUGGUAGACGCUCUUGGGGGGCUGCUGGGGCAUUAUUUCUGAUGGCUUUUGCCCUGACCUUAAGAAAUGAUGGUGGAAUCAUGUGGCACCCACCGGGGACUCCUCCAGAUAGUUUAUUCCAGGGAGAGGGUCUUUUGUGAUCUCAGAUCCCCCCCAGCCUGCCUCUCCUGCACCUUUCUGAAUGUGCAAUGGGGCCUCCAAAAAUCCUGCCGAGUGCAUUCAUCCCACAUACCUCCUAUACUAGCAGGAGUCAGAAUCCAACCCUCAAAAUCCCAGAACGAAAGUGCCUUGGAUUCUCAGCUCGUUCCAAGCACAAUGGCAUUGGGGAAUCAGUGCCCGACCUAAGGUCCCUAUGGAUGGAGCUGCUGUUCUGGGGGAGGCCCAGGUGGGCUAGGGAGCAGCCAAGGUCACUGAGAUGCCAGGAGCAGCCCUCCCUAGGCUUGUUCAUGCUGCUGUGGGCAGGAGAAGCACGUGAUAAAAAAGGACAGGGAGGUCUGAAGUCAAGAAGGUUCCUGCUUCCUGGAUGCCCAAGAAUCUCCUUGCCAAGCCCAGGAGCCAACCAUCCUCUCUUUAGGACCGUGACUGUACAACAUACAGCCCCCUGACUCCCUGCUGUCCCCUCGAUCUGAGACUUCCCCUAGCUGACAUUCAUCUCUAUAUAAGUACAUUCCAAUAAGUCAGGCUCAGCAGAAAUAGGGGAUGGGACCCAAAAAUCUGUUUGUAGGCUCUGAAAAAUAUUUACUAGGAAAGGGAGAGUUCUUUAGAAGGGUCUCUCCUCACCCACCCCAACCAACUCCUCGAAGAGCAAAAGGUGAUAGACAUGAGGGCCCCAUAUGAUGAUAGCAGCAACUGGGGACCUUCCCCUGCCUUCCUAUCCAAAGAGGUGCAUGGAGGAGGAGGUUUAGGCACCAGACCUGAACCAGAAUGCACAGGGCUGGCCCAGGUGCAUUGAGAGGGACCCGCACCCAGCCAUCCCUAGCCAGGCUGCAGGCAGGCAGAGGGACAACACACACCGGGCAUCUGUGUACACACACCUGCGGGCUCCUAGACCGCCCAUGCACCGGCAGGAACAUGCAAGCACAUGCAUGCACACAUGAGCACACGUUGCUGAGCACAGCCCCUAAGAGGCGCGCACGCCUCUGUGCAGUGCCUCCCGGAGAUGCGCUCUCAAUAGCGGUGUUUCUAGCCAAAGGUUGUGGCGAGGGUAUACUGGCCAAGGCAACUUGGGCAAACCCUGGGGGCGGCACCCGCUGCACACUCUGGUCAACCUCCCCUUAAAAAAAAAACCCGCCCGCGGAGGAGGCGGAUGUAGGGGCGGCCUGUCCAAUGGCAGCUGCGCGCUUCGGGAGACUUAGAGACUUGAGCCAGAGUGAGCGACAGAGCCUGUUCGCACCGACAGACAGACAGAGGACCAGAGAGCCGCUAAGGCGCGCCCACUGUCCCCCGCCGGGCCGGCGCCCUGAACUUCAGCCCCAGCGCCUGCUGCUGCCCCAGAUACAGCACGAUGCACGGUCCCGGCGUCGAGACACGGGCGACCAAUGUCCCCGGGCUCCCGAGACCUGGCCCCUAGCGCCCAGCGCUACUGCCCUGCAUCAGGAAGGGUCGCAGAGACCCCCGCCUCGGUUGGCACAGGAGCCCUGCGGGUGGGGCCUGUACAGCCCAGCCAGGCGCGCCGGCCCAUCAUGCUCCUCCUGUCGCCGCGCAGCGCGCUGGUCUCCGUCUAUUGCCCGCAGAUCUUUCUCCUUCUGUCCAGCGGCAGCUACCUAGCACUGUCGUCCGUGGUGGCCCUAGGAGCCAACAUCAUCUGCAACAAGAUUCCUGGCCUGGCCCCACGGCAGCGCGCCAUCUGCCAGAGCCGACCCGAUGCCAUCAUUGUGAUCGGGGAGGGGGCGCAGAUGGGCAUCAAUGAGUGCCAGCACCAGUUCCGAUUCGGCCGCUGGAACUGCUCCGCCCUGGGCGAGAAGACCGUCUUCGGGCAAGAGCUCCGAGUAGGGAGUCGUGAGGCUGCCUUCACAUACGCCAUCACGGCAGCAGGCGUGGCACAUGCUGUCACUGCUGCCUGCAGCCAGGGCAACCUGAGCAACUGUGGCUGUGACCGCGAGAAGCAAGGCUACUACAACCAGGCGGAAGGCUGGAAGUGGGGAGGCUGCUCCGCUGAUGUGCGCUACGGCAUUGACUUUUCCCGACGAUUUGUGGAUGCUCGUGAGAUCAAAAAGAACGCCAGGCGCCUCAUGAACCUCCACAACAACGAGGCAGGCAGAAAGGUUCUGGAGGACCGCAUGAAGCUUGAAUGUAAGUGUCACGGUGUGUCGGGCUCGUGUACCACCAAGACCUGCUGGACCACGCUGCCCAAGUUCCGUGAGGUGGGCCACCUGCUCAAGGAGAAAUACAACGCCGCCGUGCAGGUGGAGGUGGUGCGCGCCAGCCGUCUGCGCCAGCCCACCUUCCUGCGCAUUAAGCAGCUGCGCAGCUACCAGAAGCCCAUGGAGACGGACCUGGUGUACAUUGAGAAGUCGCCCAACUACUGCGAGGAGGACGCAGCCACGGGCAGCGUGGGCACGCAGGGCCGCCUGUGCAACCGCACCUCUCCCGGCGCCGACGGCUGCGACACCAUGUGCUGCGGCCGCGGCUACAACACGCACCAGUACACCAAGGUGUGGCAGUGCAACUGCAAAUUCCACUGGUGUUGCUUCGUCAAGUGCAACACAUGCAGCGAGCGUACCGAGGUCUUCACCUGCAAGUGAGGCUGCCGUGCAGGCGCAUACGGCGCCCGCCCACCCUGCGGCCCUCGCCAUUUUGCACAUCUUUCUUUUUUUCCGGAGCUGCCAGCUGUGGGCACAGGAGGGUAGAGUUGGGGAUGGGGAGCUCUGGGUACUCCAGGCUCCUUCCUACCUGCUCUGUCCCCUCCAGAGGCACAGCAGUGCCCUGCCCUGCCCAGCAUCCAAGGCCAACACAACGGUCUGGUACCCAAUGGAGACAGAUUCCUUUACUUCUCUUCGGGAAAUUGAACCUCAAAGUGACCACGAGACUCUGAGGGUCACCUCCCUGCCUGGUGGCUGGACACAGAAAAGCCACACCCACCAGUCACACUCAAAACUGUUUCCUGGACUGUGUCCUGCGGCCCAGGGCAGUGUGGAUGGAUGUUGACAAAAUUAUUUAUGUUUUCUUAGCAUCAGAUGAGGACUCAGUACUAACAACCAGGUAGCCAGACCUAACUCUCUGCGAGAUUGCCCCACCACCAUCUCCUUUCACUCACUUCUCCCGGCCCCUCCCUCAAGGGUCCUCUGCUCCUUGUAAGACCCAGGGGUGUCAGGGUUGGCCAGAAGGCUGGCUGGUGGGGUGACUCCUUGGAAGCACCCUGGGAGGGGCUCGAUGGGUCUACAAGGCCUGAGAUGGCCUCAGAGGACAGCCCAUCUUCCAUUCCAUUUGGAAACUGUCGUGUAAAUGAAACGUGGCUUGUGUCAGGUUCCAGGCAUGCCUCUUCACCCUCCCUGCCCGCUGCCAGCCUCCACCCCAGUUUACAAACACACUUUAUUCUGGAGCCAACCUGAUCCCCAAGACUAUCCCACGUGUUCAGGAGAGGUCGGGGAUAGUUGCCACACGUGACAGACACAGAGCAAUCUGAAUAUUUGCAGGAGACCCCAUGGCUCUGUGAACUGUAUCCCUCAGCCCCAUCCAGCCCAAACUCUGGAAGUAGCCAAGGUGAUGGGAGGCUGCACCUUCUUCCAGUGUCUUGUGGUUUGUCCUUCCAUUCCGACCCUGAUGCCAGAGAACCAGCAUCCAGAAUUUAGCGCGCUAUCUGCCAGGCCCCCUGCCUACUGUCUACAGACACCUGCUUGAGGGUCCCUCAAGCAGGGGUCUGUGGGAGGCUUGACACACUCAGGAUCUUCCAGACGGGGACAUAAGAGCUCAGACCUGGGUCUAUCCCCCCCUCUCCUUCACAGCACGGGGCAGAUGUAAGGAAUUGCCAGGUCUAGUAGCACAGCGGCCCACAGCCUUCCCUAGACAAAGGUAUUUUCACAACAGAAAUCCAUGGGACUGUGGGGUCUGGUGGCCACCAAGCCAGGCAGCCCAGACAUUGACCUGGGGAAAGUGACCCCUGUUUGCCCUUGCCUUGCAUCCAGCUGUGUGUUCCUGUCAUGUCAGGGUGUUCCAAGCCUCCGGGCCGCUGGAGAUGUCCCACCCUGACCCCGGCCCCAUCUCCUCACCCUAAGUCCUGGGAAUGCCCAAGUCCAUAGCCCAGUGUCCCCUGUGAGGAGCCUGGUUAACUUAUAUUGUUAUAUAGCGUUCCCCGUCUGUCAUGUCUCUUAAGUUAUUGUGACCUACACUGGGUACCGGAGGGGAUGGGGGAUGGCUAUGGCUGCUGUCCCCCAAGCCAGGCUCCUCCUUCUGCUUGAAACAGACCCUCGGGGGCCCCUGAUGCCACCGAGGCAAUUCGCACUGUCCCUGGGCUGCCAGGCACCUGCGCCUGCAUUUGGUCAGCCGCAGACCUUGCCUAGGGGAGAGAGGUGGUUAGUGGACCCAGGCAGGGCACUGGCUGUCCCAAUGCUGUGUGCUGGGGUGGAGGUGGCCGGGCACCACAUGUCCUUGAAGUGCCCUACUUCUGAUGGGCUGUGUUGCUGCCUCCUCUGGAGGGGAGCACUUGGCCCCAAUAAAAGCUGGAAUCAGAAAA